UGUUACAAAUCAUUUAUUAGGGUGUGGGGAUCAGAUCAGAAAAUUAAACAGGAGUAAUACUAAAUUCACUGACUUUACAAAAGGGUUAUACACCCAAAUAGUAGUAGCCUACUUCCCUAUCCCUAAUAUGUCACUCAAAAAGUAUGUUCAGAAAUGAAUAAACCUCAUCUCCCUUUCCAUUUGCACAAUACAGUGUAGCAUCUUCAGUGGCACAUACAGCAUAUGAAACCUACCACCUAAAACAGAUGCUGAGCUGGUGUAAAGUUGCAGUAGCCGAUCAGAGACCUGGUGAAGACCUGCAGGACCUGCAAGGGACGGAGAGAGCAGCGCGUCUGCAUGGCUAGGCUGCUGCGUGUUGGCAGAACGCAAAAACUGCUUGAAGAGACUCGGUGAAUUUCACGGGGCGGAUUGUUGUAAAGUAACACCACAUUUCGGUCAAUGACUUUCUUUUUCAGGCAUCAGCACAGUGCUGGUAAAGUGUCCAGACCGAGAGCGCGUAGAGUCCGGCAUGUCCGAGAAGAGGAGCGCUGAACACCGCAGCUUUGAGGCUUUCCUACUGACAGCUCCAGCGGACCAGAUGGUGCCGAAAAAAUGACUCGGGCUCUCUCCAUCCUCGCUUACUUUUUCUCUUUGGUUCACUGUAGCAGUUGUGCUGACUCCGAGGAGCGUCUCAUGAACUGGUUGUUGGGAAAAGAUCGCUAUAAUCCACUCAUUCGCCCAGCUGUCAACAGGACCGAGAGAGUCACAGUGAAGCUGCAAGUGUCUCUGGCACAGCUCAUCAGUGUGAAUGAAAGAGAACAGAUCAUGACCACAAAUGUCUGGCUCACUCAGCACUGGGUGGAUUACAGAUUAUCAUGGGACCCUGCAAAGUACGAAGGUAUUGACAAGUUGCGUAUUCCCUCCAGACACAUCUGGCUCCCUGAUAUUGUCCUGUACAACAAUGCUGAUGGAACCUAUGAGGUAACAGUUUUCACCAAUGCCAUUGUCCUUUUCAAUGGCAGCAUCAACUGGCUCCCUCCAGCCAUCUACAAAAGCGCCUGUAAGAUCGAGGUCAAGCAUUUUCCCUUCGACCAGCAGAACUGCACCCUCAAGUUCCGCUCUUGGACAUAUGACCACACUGAGAUCGAUCUGAUCUUGAAGUCAGAGGUGGCCAGCAUGGAUGAUUUUACUCCUAGUGGGGAGUGGGAUAUCUUGGCACUGCCUGGUAGACGGACUGUAAACCCUCUGGAUCCUACCUAUGUGGACCUCACAUAUGACUUUAUCAUCAAGAGGAAGCCCCUCUUUUACACCAUCAACCUCAUCAUUCCUUGUGUGUUGAUCACCUCUCUGGCCAUUCUGGUCUUCUACCUGCCUUCAGACUGUGGGGAGAAGAUGACCCUCUGCAUCUCUGUCCUCUUGGCCCUCACUGUGUUCCUGCUUUUGAUCUCAAAGAUUGUUCCUCCCACAUCACUGGAUGUGCCCCUGAUUGGCAAGUACCUGAUGUUCACUAUGGUGCUGGUGACGUUCUCCAUCAUCACCAGUGUGUGCGUGCUCAACGUGCACCACCGCUCUCCCAGCACUCACACCAUGCCUUCCUGGGUCAAGCUGAUAUUUCUUGUUAAACUGCCCGCUUUACUCUUCAUGAGACGUCCACACAAUAACUCUGCACGCCAGAGGCUGCGUCAACAGCGGUGCCUACGGGCUAGAAGAGCCAUUUUGGGCCUGGGUUAUCCAGUUGCAAACAAAACAGGUAUCACCAUGUCAUCUUCUGCCCUGCUGUCUUCCGACUCUGCCUUCUCCACCCCAGGACACAAAAAUGUAGCUCCUCCACUGGACUACAGCAACCCCAGCAGGAAAGGAGACUUGCGUUCCACCGAUUACCUCCCAAGCGGUUUCCCUUCUGCCCAGGACCUCCAGCAGAGAAGCACUUCAGAUUGGGCUGCUGAUGUCCAGGAGGCGGUGAAUGGGGUUCGCUUCGUGGCUGAGCACAUGAUGGGAGAUGAUGACGAUCAGAGUGUGAUAGAGGACUGGAAGUAUGUGGCCAUGGUGGUGGAUCGUAUGUUCCUGUGGAUCUUUGUGAUAGUGUGUGUGGUGGGCACCCUGGGCCUGUUUCUCCAGCCUCUUUUCCAAAAUCAGAUUAUUCCCAACCAGCAGUCCAUCUCCGAGAUCCCUCGUAUCUGAUGAGCAAUGAGGAACAGUGCACAAGAUAAGGCUCUUCAUUAGCAAUUGAACUGUUAGGGUAAUUAUCAUACAACAGAUGAAGGCCAGUAGUAGUUGCAAAGUAUUUUUGGUGUUUGAUUAAAGCUUAUAGUACCAUAUUGGUGGGGUCCAAGAGCACUGACACCAAUGUCACGUGUGCCAAAUUUCACCAAUAAGGCACCUUAGUGGGUUAAACCAAACCAUAAAAAGUAAUCCUAGCACCAACCAAGUAUCCUACAGCAAUACUACCCUCUUCAUCUCCCAGUGUUUUGAGGAAAUGGUACAUCUGCAAGAGACCUAAUGAGACCUCAUUACACUGAGGUUAUUUCCCUUCAUAUCAACAAAAAUCAGCUCCAGAACUGGACUGAAUAUAGCUUCCUCUGCAGUGAAGUAUGCAAACAUGAUACUUGCUGAACUGUUGUUGGGACAAACCCAAUUGGACAGAGAUGUGAGGGACGUUUGUCUGCUGUCAGAUGUUGUUUUACUCCUUAUUUGUGAUUAAGUUAUAUUACCAUGUCAUUGAAAUGUGAUGUGU
Molecule: messenger RNA, 2713 nt
Organism: Thunnus maccoyii (southern bluefin tuna)
Lineage: Eukaryota; Metazoa; Chordata; Actinopteri; Scombriformes; Scombridae
Gene: chrnb4
Product: cholinergic receptor, nicotinic, beta 4 (neuronal)
Exons: 6
Coding region: 592-2160 (522 amino acids)
Biological process (GO): regulation of membrane potential; monoatomic ion transmembrane transport; signal transduction
Cellular component (GO): postsynaptic membrane; synapse; neuron projection
Molecular function (GO): transmembrane signaling receptor activity; acetylcholine-gated monoatomic cation-selective channel activity
Source: RefSeq, a predicted model, not a curated record